Messenger RNA from Rubroshorea leprosula, 2328 nucleotides. Lineage: Eukaryota; Viridiplantae; Streptophyta; Magnoliopsida; Malvales; Dipterocarpaceae. The record is from the annotation of a GenBank genome assembly.
CUCAAAAAUUCUGAGAAGGCAGAAGCUGGUUGGCUUACAUUUGUAAAACUAAAUUGAAAUUUUAUUUAGAACAGUCAAUAAAGGAAGAAACUUUAGCUUACCCAUUUCCAUGGAAACCUGAAAUUUAACCUUGUUUCACAAUUUCGGUAGCUGUAAGCCUGUAACUAUUUUGGGUGAAAAGGAGUUGUGGGUAUGAUGGAAAAUUCCAGUUCACCGGAAAAUACAGGCAGCGUUGCUGUCAACGGGGAGAAUGGUGAAGGUGGUGGUGCUGAGCUAGGGGAGGAGGAGAGAGAGGAAACCAAAGUUAGUGACCGGAAUGGUGCCGGUAACAGGUGGCCGCGGGAAGAAACCUUGGCUUUGUUGAGGAUAAGGUCGGAGAUGGGCAGUGCGUUUAGGGACUCCGGUUUCAAGGCUCCUCUUUGGGAACAGGUCUCCAGGAAAUUGGCUGAGCUUGGUUAUCACCGCAGUGCAAAGAAAUGCAAGGAGAAGUUUGAGAAUAUCAACAAGUACCAUAAGAGAACCAAAGAAGGUGGAUCCUGUAGAUCAAAUGGGAAAGCUUAUCGGUUUUUUGAGCAAUUAGAAGCAUUAGACAAUCAUCAUUCUUUUCUUCCACCACCUUCUUCUGAAGAAAAAAUCAAUUUUGAAGUACAACCAAUAAGUGUUUUCCGUGAUGCCAUCCAGAACCUUACUUCAAAUUUCAAUGACACUUCUACUUCAACAACCACCUCAUCAAGCAAGGAAAUGGAUAGAGGGCGAAAGAAGAAAAGGAAAUUGGUGGAUUUUGUUGAGGGGUUGAUGAGGCAAGUGAUAGAGAAGCAAUUGAAUUUUCAGAAGCAGUUUUUGGAGGCAAUGGAAAAGUGUGAACAGGAUAGGGUAGCAAGGGAGGAAGCAUGGAAAAUGGAAGAAUUGGCUAGGAUUAAUAGGGAACGUGAGCUUUUGAAUCAAGAGAGAUCAAUUGCAGCAGCAAAGGAUGCUGCUGUGCUUGCACUUUUACAAAAGUUUUCAGGGGAAGCAGGCUCAGUGCAAUUGUCCUUGAACCCACCUCCAGCAGAGAAAGUUGUUGAGAGACAAGAAAAUAGUAAUGGUGGUGAAAGUUACAUGCCAGGCUCUUCUCGGUGGCCUAAGGAUGAAGUAGAGGCUUUAAUAAGACUAAGAACUGAGCUCAAUUUGCAGUAUCAAGAAAAUGGGCCUAAAGGUCCUCUUUGGGAGGAGAUAUCAGGAAGAAUGAAAAAGCUUGGCUAUGAUCGUAGUGCAAAGCGGUGCAAGGAGAAAUGGGAAAAUAUGAACAAGUACUUCAAGAGGGUAAAAGAUAGCAGCAAGAAAAGGCCUGAGGAUUCAAAGACAUGCCCUUAUUUUCAGCAGUUAGAUGCUUUAUACAAAGAGAAGGGUAGGAAGAUUGAUGGUUCAAUUAAUUCUGGUUAUCAAUUGAAACCUGAAGAACUCUUAAUGCAAAUGAUGGCUACACAAAAACAACAACAACAACCAGAGUCAGCAACAAACAACAGGGAAAGUGAGAAAGUUGAUCAGAAUCGUGAAAAAAAUGGGGACAAUGAAGUUGAAGGAGAUGCUUAUCAAAUAGUAACUAAUAAUUCUUCUCCGAUGGAACUUGUUGGAUGAUGAAGAAUGUUUUGAACUUUAUUUGUAGAGGUGAAGAUAUGCUUCUAAAUUUUGUGAUGGGUCACGGUCAUAGUCCAGCAGACCAUAUGAUGGUCUGUGUGGGGGCAAAGUUUCAGUUUUUAUAGUUGCUUUUUUUUUUUCUUUUUUCUUUUUUUCACACUGGAAGUAAUCACCUGGUUACUUGUUUUAAUAACCUAUCCUUAUUAAUACCCAAAAAAAAAAAAAAAAGCAUCCAUAUAUGUAAAUGUUGAUGAUUUGUUGAAUAAACAUGGGAGGGAGGGGGGAGCCGAAUAAGAGGGAGGAUGAUAUGUGUGAUAUGUGGAUGAGUGAGAAAUCCCAAAGUAUGAAAAAGUGGGAAUUUGUUGGUUGUGUUUGUAACUUUGUAUCAGUAAUGCUGCAAUGAAAGGUUUGCACUUUUUGGUUAGAGUAGUUGUAGUUGUAAUUGCCUGUAUGUCAAUAUCGAUAUGAAUGGUAAGGAAAAGCCUUGGACAUCAUAAAUGGGGAACUGUUUUCAAGAUUUGUCAACCUAAGAGAACUAUGGAACGAAAGCUACAGAAUGCAUGAACACCACAUCACACAUCAGAAAUGAUGCAUGGUAGCAGCUUAUAAUCGCUUUGCUGCUUCAUGGAUUGAGAUGAGGGGUGGGCUCCUUGAUGGUUCCAUGUCGAGUAAUUUACUUUCUACCAGUAGUUAUAAAAAUGUGCAACCCAC